CCCCUCCCUUUGCGCCAGUGGUUUGGUCCUCUCUCCAGCUGAUCGGCCCCAGGAAUCCCCGGUGGUUCCGUCCGUCAUCGGCUUUGACGGCUCCCAUGUUUCACUCUCGCUUUAGGCUGUUUUAAUCCACAGGACUUUGUGGCCGCUCGUGUCGGCAAAAAGCUCCACAACCGCCGAAAAUCGAGAGGAAAAAGGGAUUAUCUCGUCGGCCCGCCGCGUUUUGUGCCCAUCCAAACGCUCGGAUCUAUAAGGCGAAUUGAAAGGCCCUCGCUCCAUCCCCGGAUUCACCUGCUACAAGGAGAGCCUCAACGCGGAAGAGCAACAUGGGGGACACCGGGAGCGAGGGCAGCAAGCCCCCGAGUAACGUCAACGUCGUACCGCCGCGCUGUCCCUGCGGCUUCUGGGGGUCCAGCAAAACGAUGAAUCUGUGCUCCAAAUGUUUUGCAGACAUCCAGAAGAAACAGCCAGAUGGUGCCUCAAAAGCCUCCUCAAACUCCAGCAGUAGCAGUCAAGCAGACGUCAACCAGUCCUUUAUAGCCAUGUCAGACACCUCAGAAAAUCCUUUGCCAGGAGAUGCAGCAGUAACCUCUCUACCUGCUCAGGAUGAAGUAUGCAGCACAGACACAACCUUCAGCUCACUCUCCACUCCUACAAAACGCUCCUUCGAAUCAGGCUCCGAGUCAGAAAGUGAUAGUUCUCCCGAGAAGCGAGCAAGAGUGGGUGAAGUGCAGGGGGUUGAGGAGUUGUCAUCGUCGUCGUCGUCAACGUCAUCUUGUUCUGCGUCAUCGUCAUCUACCGCAUCAUCUCGCGGGGGCUCCAAACAGCGGAGCCGCAAACGUUGCCAUCGCUGCCAGACGAAACUGGAGCUGGUGCAACAAGAGCUGGGCUCCUGUCGCUGUGGUUACGUCUUCUGCAUGCUCCAUCGGCUCCCGGAGCAACACGACUGUCUGUUUGAUCACCUGGGCAGCGGGCGCCAGGAGGCCGUCCUCAAGAUGGUCAAGCUGGACCGCAAGGUGGGCCGCUCCUGCCAACGCAUCGGAGAGGAGUGCUCCUGAGCACCGCAGAAGAGAGAAUUGCUACCCAUAAGCCCGAGCAGGGAUUUCACCUUUUUUUUUUUUUUUUUUUUUUUUUUUGUACAGCCUAUUCAUUUAAGAGGAUGCUCAUGCUCUCUAACACCCCGUCCCCCACCCGCCUCCCUUUUAUCCCCACUCAUCCCAAACUUGUUGUACUUCUGCCUGCUUGAUUGUUUCCCUGCUGCUAAACAAAACCACAAUUCAAGAACGAGAACCAAACAGAGCAAAAGAACUUUGGGCUUUUGCCUACGCCACCCAACCCCCCCCUCCCUCCCAUCGAUUUCACACGUGUGUGCGAUAAUAAAUGAGCAGCUGGAUGAAGAAGCCAGUCGAAGAUGAUACCUCAAAGAAAAGAAAAUACGAUGAUAAAGAGGACAAUGAGCGUUUUUCGUCUCGUUUCCUCGACAAGAAAUCUACAACAACUGCUUCUAGUACUGAAGCAGGACAUUCAACCAGGGGACUAAGUGUCUUAGCCGCCGCUAAUAAUCAUAACCAACCUGAUCAUGAUCCACCUCAGGAUAAGGAAGCUGCUUUCCUCCGAGCUCCCUCCCUUGGUUUUUUUUUUUCUUUUUCUUUCAUCCAAAAUUUUUUCACGGAGGACAUCCAGUCAGCAAUUUCAGAUUCACGAUUUUGAAUCAAACGCCAUCAGGCUGUGUUCUGUGGGAUUUUUUUAUUUUUGACUUACCAACCCCUAACAAGUGGUAUUUUCCAAUAAAAUGAGUGCAACUUUUUCUUUUUCAGAUGAAAAAAAAAGAUAAAACUAAAUAAAUGAAAAGCCACGCUUUUCAUUGGACAGCAAUGACUGUUUUCAUCAUUUAUCCCACUGUCUUUUUUUAAUUUUUAUUAACCUUGCAGUUUUUCCCCAUAUGGUGAAAACCUUCUUAUCAUGUAUACACACGUUUGUAUUCCAUGACAGUCUGCAUUGUACACCUUCACCCAGCAUUUUGACACUUUUUAAAUAUGUACACAUACAGUGGAACCUCGAUUUGAACGGAUUAACAGGGACGGAGUGAUCCGGGGGUCGCUAAUUCUUUGUUACAUUGAAGCACUUUUUUUUUAUAUUUAUGCCGUGUUACUGUACAGUACAAAAUUGUGUUUUUUUUUGUGGCGUAAAAUGCUCAGUAUGGUUCAUCUAUCCAUUCUGACAUUCUUAUCCUCACAAGUGUUGUGGGAGUGGUGGAGACUGUCCAAGCUGUCAGGUGGCAGGGUACACCAUGAAGUGGUCGCCUGGUAAUCGCAGGGCUCAUAGAGACAAACAACCAUUCACACUCACAAUCACGCUUAUGGGCAAUUUAGAGUCUUCAAUUAACCUACCAUGCAUGUUUUGGGGAUGUGGGAGGAAAUCGAAGUGCCCAGAGAAAACCAAAGCAGGCACAGGGAGAACGGGCAAACUCCACACAGGUGGGGCCGGGUUUAAUUGACCCUUGAUGCUCAGAACUGUGAGGCAGACCCUCUAACCCACAGGUGUCAAACUCAAGGCCCGGAGGCCAGAUCUGGCCCGCCACAUUUUUUGUGGCCCGCAAAGCCAAAUCUAGAGUGUGAUUUUCCAUCAUUCUUGUAAAAAUCUGUACCAAAAUUUCAAAUUGUCAUAUAUCAUAAAUGAUAAAGCUGAGAUAUUACAAGUAUUUUUGUGUUACCAAACAUGAAUGGUUGAAAAAUACAUUACCCUCGAUUGUUGAUUCCAAAACUAGUGCAUAAAUUGAUGGAAAUAUGAUGAGAUGAUUAAAUAUUUUUGUUCCACAGUCUUAAUGGCCCUCUGAGGGGAAACCAGAACAACAAUGUGGCCUGCGAGAUAAAUGAGUUUGACGCCCCUGUUCUAACCAGUCGCUCGUGGCGUUCAGUACUGUUCAGUUAUUGUAAAUCAAUGUCACAAAGUUUCACGUUUUUUUCUUUUUACCACACCGCUGAACUGGCAUGCCUCUCUCGCUCUUUCUUGCUCUCGCUCUGCGUGAGCUCUGCAGUACGGCAGCCCAUAGAUGUAACCUUCAUGACAUGGGGGCCACGCCAAUGUUCCUCACAUUCAACAUGGCCGCCAUGUAGUAACCUGCCUGCAUUGGGUAACAGCACAACAACAGCAGGAGCCAAUACUGGAACCAACAAGAGUUUGGUUGAGUGACAAAUCGAAACUAUUUUUGGACAGAUUGUUCAGUCCUGGCUGUUGUCCUUUAUGUUAGGGUCUGUUUCAUCGAGGUUCCACUGUAUUGCCGUUUGAUUCACGCAGCAGUCUAAAGCUGAGCUUACUCAACUCAGCAGUUCCUCUUGUCGAGGUGCUCGUGGUGUUUCAGCUGGGUUUUUUUUAGUCAUACAUAUUUUCCAAUGCGUUCACAAGUAGCGUUCUUUGUUUUUCAUUCCUCCACCUUCAGGUACGUAACCGGUCCUCGAGAUUGGCCAGUGUUCUGAUUUCCAGCCAAUCAUGACGACAACGCUGAUCAAUAUGUCUUUUUGCUCUGCAGUUAACAGUGAAUAAUAAAUCCUGAUUUUUUUUUUUUUUUUUUUUAAAGAACAAAUUGUAAUCUUGACUCUACAAGAAUUGAACAAAAUUUAUUGAAUAUCAUGUACCAUGAAGAAUACUUUUAUUUAACCUCUUUUUGCCUUUUCAGGUUGACUUACACUUAAGUGUUGUUUUUCCUGUUCUAAUAUGGUAUUUGGGGAUAUAAAAAAAAAUAUUGCAAAAUUAUAUAUUUUUCUUUCCAUGACUUUGCAUUUUCCUUUCCUUCUGUUUUUUCCUUUUAAUGAGAAUAAAAUGAUUAGAUAACAUGUCUGUA
This is a messenger RNA of Syngnathoides biaculeatus (alligator pipefish), 3838 nucleotides long. RefSeq names its product AN1-type zinc finger protein 3-like. The transcript has 6 exons. The coding region runs from base 324 to 1055 and encodes 243 amino acids. NCBI's taxonomy places the organism in Eukaryota, Metazoa, Chordata, Actinopteri, Syngnathiformes, Syngnathidae. Gene Ontology annotation, molecular function: DNA binding; zinc ion binding. The record is from RefSeq and is a predicted model, not a curated record.